This is a messenger RNA of Fusarium sp. VM40, 2424 nucleotides long. The record is from the annotation of a GenBank genome assembly. NCBI's taxonomy places the organism in Eukaryota, Fungi, Ascomycota, Sordariomycetes, Hypocreales, Nectriaceae.
AUGCCGUCAAUCCUCCGGGCCUCACACACUCUCCACUAUGGCUGCGCUUUUGCUGCUAUAAUCUUCGCUUCUACCAUCACUGUCACGGAUGCCAUACGCGCCAGGCCCAGCAAAACUCCCAUCCCUCGCUACUAUGGAAGAUUUGCUAUUAUUCUCCUUCUUCUUGCGUACCUGGGCGAGGGUAUAGCCACCAUUGUUCAGCGGAGUGAACAGAGUCAAGAAGCGCACACAGUUCAUCUAGUUGUGCUGAUGUCUGUCUGGUCGUUUAUCUGGAGCCGACAAAACCUGCCUCGUUUUCUCAUUUCAGGAUCAUCGCUCAUCACGCUUGCGUUUGAGAUACCAUUGUUGGUCUUCUCAUCACGCGGCAAUCUACAAGGCAAUAGUUCCAUUAUCCUUCUCGCUUGUCAAGCGUCCAGAAUUCUACCGCUUUCAUUCCUCGCAAUUUACCAUCUCUUCAGUGGCGGUCGACAUUAUGACGUCGACUGUGACACAGAAGAAUCACAACCUUUUCUACACACAAACGAAAAUACCGAUUGUCCGGCUUACGGCACCGAGAAUACUUCUCCAAACCUAGACUACGAUGACGCCGAUGGGUAUUCUCAGGGCAGCGAUUCCGAAGAUGACGUUGUCGAUAUUAAACGUGAGCGAGCAAAGAGACUCAAGGAGAAGGGAGGUUGGUGGGGAUAUCUCUCCGACUUUUCCAUCUUUCUCCCAUUCCUGAUUCCAAAGAAGGACCGCAAGGUUCAACUCUGCAUCUUGGUCUGCUUGGUCUGCAUUGUCGCUACCCGAGCCUUCAAUGUCUUGGUACCUCGUCAGCUUGGUAUAGUGGCAGACCAACUGCUUGCAAAGCAGAACCCUUUCAAGGCACUUGUGGUCUGGCUUCUACUGAGUCUUGUCUCACAUGACGUUGUUAUUGGUGCGAUUGAGGCUUUGGCCAAGAUCCCAAUCAAGCAGUUCUCAUACCGCUCACUCACGAAUGCUGCAUUCAAUCACGUUCUGUCCCUACCAAUGGAGUUCCACUCAGAGCGCGACUCAGCAGAAGUGAUGAAGGCUAUUGAGCAAGGCGAAGCCUUAACCAACGUGUUGGACAACGUAGUCAUCGAGCUUCUACCAACAUUCGUGGACCUGAUUAUUGGUGCCGGCUUCUUGUACUGGAAAUUCAACAGUUAUGUCGCCCUUGCAAUGGCCAUCUCAGCCGUCAUCUUCAUCACGUUCGAGGUACAAGCUACCAGCUGGAACCUGGAUAACCGUCGAGAGUCGUCCAAGUCAAAGCGAGAGGAGACCCGAGUUAUGCACCAAGCGGUUCAAGGCUGGCAGACCGUCACUUACUUCAACAUGUUCAGCUAUGAAAAACAACACUUUGGGGGUUCUGUUGAGAAGCAGCUCUCUGCUGCCAAGAGUUGGGAAAGACGUGAUGCUUUAAUUCAGGCAGCACUUGAGGGUAUCGUACCUUGCGCAUUCUUCACGCUGGCAACGCUUAUCAUCUACGAUAUCUCGCAAGGAGGGUCCUCCCCUGGCGACUUUGUAUUUUUCAUCCAGUACUGGGAGUACUUGAUCUGGCCACUGAAGUUCCUUUCUCAUCAGUAUCGAUACCUCAUGUCGGAUCUGGUAGAUGCUGAACGGCUGCUGUUUCUUCUCCAGACAAAACCUAGCAUCACAGAUAAAGAAGGGGCUCUAGAUCUGGAGAAGGUCCAGGGACGUGUUGCCUUCAAUCACGUUGGUUUCUCUUAUGAUCCUCGCAAGCCAACCAUCCAAGAUGUUUCGCUAUCAGUUGAACCAGGACAGACUGUGGCAUUAGUGGGAGAGACUGGAGCAGGCAAGUCCUCCAUUAUGAAGCUUCUCCUUCGCUUUUACGACAUCAACGAGGGCUCCAUUACUAUUGAUGGACACGAUAUCCGUGAUAUCACUCUCAGCUCUUUAAGAAAUGCCCUCGGAGUGGUCCCCCAAGAUCCGCUCCUCUUCAACGCCUCGAUUCUCGAAAACAUGCGCUACGCCCGUCCUUCUGCCACUGAUGCAGAGAUCCACAACGCCUGUCGUGCUGCGGCCAUUCACGACAAGAUUCUUAGCUUUGUUGAUGGAUAUAACACGGAGGUAGGAGAACAAGGCGUCAAGUUGUCAGGUGGAGAAAUCCAAAGACUAGCUAUUGCUCGAGUCUUCUUGAAGGACCCUCCAAUUCUCAUUCUCGAUGAGGCCACGAGUGCAAUUGACACAAACACCGAAUCAAGUAUUCAAGCUGCAUUGGAUGAGUUGAAGCGUGCGAGAUCGACCUUUGUCAUCGCCCAUCGGUUAUCUACCAUUGUCAAUGCAGACAGGAUUCUAGUGGUUCAUGAUGGUCAAGUGGUUGAAUCAGGCACUCACACUGAACUGAUCUCAAUAGACGGACGAUAUAAGGCAUUAUGGAACAAGCAGGUUGGGAGCAAAUAG